This is a messenger RNA of Durio zibethinus, 614 nucleotides long. Lineage: Eukaryota; Viridiplantae; Streptophyta; Magnoliopsida; Malvales; Malvaceae. The record is from RefSeq and is a predicted model, not a curated record.
UAAUCUGCUUGCCUACCAUCCAUCCUUACCGCACCUUAUCCAUUAUCUGUCUCCCAUACAAGUUGAACCCAUUUUUAUUCUCUUCAACAUUUGGUUCAUAAGUUUUGAACCUUACCUUGUACAACAAUAUAGCAAUGGCAAUAGCCUCAGCUACACUAUCUCCACCCAUAUUGGCUGCCGCUGCUGCCACUGUUGGCAAUCCCAGGAGGAGAACUAGCAUUAAUGUAAAUUACGUAACAGGACUGAAUUCUUUUGAUGGGCUAAAAGCUCAUAACAAUUUGGUCUCACUAGGCCAACCAGUGUGCAUUGAGCAAUCUUUUGCAAAGAUUGUAAGCUCACUCGAAGCUCCAUCAAAGGGGGAAGGUAGAGGUGGUGGUGCCCUUUCUUCUAUUUGCAGUGCAGUUGGUGAAAUAUUCAGGAUUGCAGCAAUCAUGAAUGGGCUUGUUCUCAUUGGAGUUGCUGUGGGAUUUGUUCUUCUUCGAAUUGAAGCAUCUUUGGAAGAGGCUGAGUGAGAAUUUAAGAAACUUUAGUUGUUUCAUAUAUGUCUACUUUUUCUUUGGCGAAUUUCCACUUUAAUUUCUUUCAUGCUUCAUUGAUGUGGGACUUGAUUGUGU